This is a messenger RNA of Monoraphidium neglectum, 357 nucleotides long. Its product is annotated as putative transporter yrhG. Bases 1 to 357 code for a protein of 118 amino acids. The record is from RefSeq and is a predicted model, not a curated record. NCBI's taxonomy places the organism in Eukaryota, Viridiplantae, Chlorophyta, Chlorophyceae, Sphaeropleales, Selenastraceae. Gene Ontology annotation, molecular function: high-affinity secondary active nitrite transmembrane transporter activity. The transcript has 3 exons. Gene Ontology annotation, biological process: nitrite transport; transmembrane transport. Gene Ontology annotation, cellular component: membrane.
AUGACAGCCUUCACUUUCAUCUUCAUCUGUGGCGGGGAGCUGUUCUCCAGCAACUGCGCCUACAUGGCCGCCGCCUGGUGGGAGGGCCGCGCCACGGCCCUUGACUGCAUCAGGCAUUGGGUGGUGUCGUGGUCGGGCAACUUUGCGGGCACGAUUGUGAUUGUGGGCCUGAUGGCGGCGUCGGAGAUGUUCCAGGGUAUGGAUGGGUUCACCAUGAUCCUGGUCGCUAGAAAGACACACCGCAGCUUUGGCGCAUGCGUCGUGCUGGGCCUGCUGUGCAACUGGCUGCUGUGCAUCGCCGUGUGGCUGGCCAUCGCAGCUCAGGACGCACCGGGGAGAAUCAUUGGCGUGUGGUGA